Messenger RNA from Heterotrigona itama, 1407 nucleotides. The record is from the annotation of a GenBank genome assembly. NCBI's taxonomy places the organism in Eukaryota, Metazoa, Arthropoda, Insecta, Hymenoptera, Apidae.
AUGGCAAAAAGAAAGUUACCGAAAGAAGUGUACUGUGAAACUGAAACUAGCGAUGAAGAGUUUUAUUUUGACUUCUUGAAUACUGACUCUGAUAUAGAAAGUGAUAAUGUUUGUAGCGACUCUGGUAGUGACAUAGUUCCAGUGAAGCGACGAGUGAGGCAAUUAGUAAUAUCCAGCGACAGUGAAGUAGAAGAAAAUGAUGAAAAUGAGAACAGUAAUACACUGCUUGAAAAAACAAUUGUACUAGAAACAGCUUUUUUGGGUGUAAUCCUUAACAUGGGUACUAUACCAGUUCCUAAUAUAAAAUAUUAUUGGACUAAGGAACACGUUGGAAACAUACCAUUUUUUAGAAAUAUAUUUCGAAGGGAAAGAUUUCUUCAAAUAUUUUGGAUGUUACAUUUGAAUGAAAAUGUUUCCAGAAAUCCAAAUGUAACGACGAGAAUCCAAAAAGUGAGCAAUUUUAUCGAUUAUAUUGAUGGUAAAUUCCAAGAGCAUUUUACACCGGAUAGAGAAAUAUCAAUCGAUGAAUCUGUUGUCAAAUUUAAGGGCAAAAUUAAUUCUAUAACAUACAAUCCUAAAAAGCCCACCAAAUGGAGAAUCCGUAUUUAUGUGUUAUCAGACGCACGUACAGGAUACAUAUAUGCUAUGCUUCCUUACUACGGAAGCGUUAGUACAGAAUCUCUCAUCCGUCCGGACCUCCCUGUUAAACAAAACAGAAAAUAUAUACCAGCUGUGAUUAAAAAACCAGCUGUAACAAAAAAUACUGUUGCUGCCUAUCGAUCAGGUGAUAUUCUGUUAUUAGCGUGGAAAGAUAAGAGAAUAGUCACCAUACUAAGCAGCUACGAUACCUCCGGCACGAAAACUAUAGAAAGAAGGGUGAAAAAAGCUGGCACCGUCAACAUUAGCAAACCAAAUGUUAUUAUAAAUUACAAUAUGAAUAUGGGAGGGGUCGAUAAGGCUGACCAAUUAGCAAGUUCAUAUUGUUUUAUGAGAAAAUCUUGCAAAUGGUGGAGAAAAAUUUUUUUCUGGGGAUUAGAGGUUUGUGCAAUCAAUAGCUACAUCUUAUGUAAAGUGUCAGCUAGAAGAGAGAACAGGACGCUUAUGUCACAUUGUAUGUUUGUCCGAAAAUUAGUGGAACAACUUGUAGGUGAUUUUCGUGAUGGAGCAUCUUCAAAACUAAGAAGACCAUCGGCCUCAGAUAAAGAGGAAAGGCUUAAUGGCAAACUACAUAUAUUGCUGCACUGUGAAGAUGUAAAGAGUGAAGAUUGUUUUGUAUGUUCAAACAGAAAGAUCAAGGGCGGAAGACGCCAAACUAAUUAUUUUUGCGAUACAUGUAAUCGAAAACCAGGACUGCAUGUUGUAGACUGUUUAGAAAGGUACCACACGAUGGAGAGCUAUAAAAUAUAA